This is a messenger RNA of Fraxinus pennsylvanica, 471 nucleotides long. NCBI's taxonomy places the organism in Eukaryota, Viridiplantae, Streptophyta, Magnoliopsida, Lamiales, Oleaceae. The record is from the annotation of a GenBank genome assembly.
AUGCCCAGAAAAUUGAAGCAGAACAAUGGGGGCCAAGGCGCCAUCACUGGGCGCCAAGCCGUUGCCGAUGCAAAAUCAUAUAUAAUAAUAAGUCAACUGCCUGCUGAUGCCUACAGAAAAUAUGUUGAGGAUGCAAAUAAAUCACAAGUAACUGGUUUUACUUUUGUUGUCAUUAGUAUUAUUCAUGUGGCUGGAGGCAAAAUCACAGAAGAAAAUCUUUGGCAUCAUUUGAGGCGGUUGGGAUUGUAUGAAAAUGAGGAAAGCCAUCCAAUCCUUGGAAACGUCAAACUGGCUUUAGAAGGGCUUGUCCAACAAAGAUAUUUGCAGAAAGAAAAAGUUAAUGGCCCUGAAGGCAGUACUUUAUAUUAUGAGCUUGCUGAGAGAGCUCUAGAUGGAGCACUUGGUGAUAGAAUAAAAGAAUAUGUUACUCAGAUUGUGCAAAAAGAUUUCACCUCAUUGGUAGCCGAUUAG